Sclerotinia borealis F-4128 is the source of this 1872-nucleotide messenger RNA. The record is from the annotation of a GenBank genome assembly. Lineage: Eukaryota; Fungi; Ascomycota; Leotiomycetes; Helotiales; Sclerotiniaceae.
AUGUGCUGCGCACUGCGAACAGCUCCUUUGACUGGCUUCAAGUCGGAACAUCCUUUCAGCAGCGAUAUGAGUGAUAUGAGUUCAUCGUCUCCGCAGCAAUGGAGACAGGAAGUGAUUCCAGUUCGCCCGGCCAUUGCUCCGAGGAGACAAUCGACCAAAGAAGAGUUUGAAAUUGACAACCAGUUGAUCGGAGCUGCUAAAACGCUAAGAUACGACAAUCAACACCAACAAGAAAGGGACUAUACCCACAGCAUCUCAUCCAAUACUGAGUAUCAAAACUCGGAUAGACUUAUCACUACUGGCCUUCCCGCAAACCAUCACAGUCCUAGGGCCACCUCGUUAGAGCGUAGUCAAAGAGAAAGUUCCCAGGUCAGCGCCCCUGCAUCAUCCCCGGGUGUAGAACAGGUUCAAAGUGGCCAAAUAUGCAGUAAUUGUGGUACAACCAGGACACCACUCUGGCGGAGGUCACCGCAGGGGGCAACUAUAUGUAAUGCUUGUGGCUUAUAUCAGAAAGCUCGCAAUGCUUCUCGGCCCACAAAUCUAAAACGUCCUCCAACCACGGCUCCUAUCGGAUAUUCAGGGGACUCACGGGAGUCUGCCUCGACGAGCGGGUCAAUGUCACUUCCUACUGCUGGCGCAACUUAUGUUUCCGCCGAUCAAACCUCCACAGGAACGUGCCCUGGCGGUGGACGUUGUAAUGGUACUGGAGGAGCCGAAGGUUGUGGUGGAUGCCCAGCUUUCAAUAAUCGAGUUUCAAAGACCGCCCAUUUUACUUCUUGUCAAGAUAGACAACCAACACAUACUCCACAGCCGCAAAAUGACCAGAGCACAGAUGCCCCAUCUCCAAUUGAUGUUGCCUCCCUCCAGUUACAAACACAAAACACUACCGUCGUUGUAGCUUGCCAAAACUGUGGAACUACCAUCACACCGCUUUGGCGUAGAGAUGAAAGUGGUCAUACAAUUUGUAACGCUUGUGGUUUAUAUUAUAAACUCCAUGGUGUGCAUCGACCUGUAACUAUGAAGAAAUCAAUCAUCAAGCGUCGUAAAAGGGUAGUACCAGCAGUGCAGGGUUCUCAAGCUUCCAGCUUCGAUACUGGAAGUGCGAUGGAUUCACCAGAGUCCGAUCGUGCUUCACCUGAAGAGGCAGUUGAGCGAGGAACAAUGAAUCCUGACGGAUCAGUGAACUUGGGUCUUCGUUUACGCAAUGAUCCAGGAAGGGCUUUACCAGAACCGAUUCGGACACAGAAUGGACAUCAGCAACAGCAGCAACACCCGCCAUCCGAUCUCGGCGCCUAUACGUCUAAUCCAAAUUAUCAAGGUCAAAAUCUCGACUCCCUGACUAAUGAUAACCGACUGCCGCCCAUGGCGUCAUACCCUUCGCCAAGCCGAAACCGACUUUCUGUAUCGCCUAGUAAUUACCUUUCCCCUUCUCGAAAACGUUCCUUCUCCGCUACUGACCUGGAUCCAAACAAUACCCUCACCUCAGAAACCACAUCCGCAUCCACCUUACCUAAACGUCUCUCAUCCAUAAAAUCCAUACUAAAUCACGGCUUCAUAGAUUCCGACGUUAAUGCUACCCCCGAAAAUGAUCUUAGCCUCCGUCGUGGAACCAACAGCUUAAGAUUAAGCCCCAGCCGAUAUUCUGCCGCCGCAAGUCCAAGUCUUAGCACUGUCGGCCCGGCUACUUAUUCAACCAGUCCUUCGGGCAGCGGAGCUGGAAGCGCAUCAAAUAGUGCGAGGGACCCGAUGAGUGAAAGCGAUCGCGCAAAAACGGAGAGGAGGGAGAUGUUACAGAGGGAAGCGGAGAAAAUGAGGGAGGCUUUAAAAGCCAAGGAGAGAGAGUUGGCAGAAUUAGGACUCGGUUUGGAUUAA